Gavia stellata (red-throated loon) is the source of this 907-nucleotide messenger RNA. RefSeq names its product splicing factor C9orf78 homolog. The record is from RefSeq and is a predicted model, not a curated record. Gene Ontology annotation, cellular component: spliceosomal complex. The transcript has 7 exons. Gene Ontology annotation, biological process: mRNA splicing, via spliceosome. NCBI's taxonomy places the organism in Eukaryota, Metazoa, Chordata, Aves, Gaviiformes, Gaviidae. Bases 14 to 907 code for a protein of 297 amino acids.
UCAGAGCCUCACAAUGGAACUGAGUGGGCUGAGCAUUAAUGAAGAGGACAAUCUAAACCUGGGACCUUCCAUCUCAGCUAAAACCAACAGGCGGGAUGAAGGUGCUGACAUGAUGAAGAACAUGGAGACUGACCCGAAGAAGAGAAAGGGAACUGUGGAGAGUGAGGAACAGCAGAUGAAACUGGAGAAUGACAAGGAGAGUCUGUAUGAGUUGCCAGAGAGCGUCCGUGCCUCCUCUGCCAACAAGACCCAGGAGAUGCUCUCCAUCCAGAUGCUGAGCGGCAUUCCUGAAGUGGACCUCGGAACUGACGCAAACAUAAAAAACACCACCUCAACUGAAGAGGCCAAGGCCAAGGUGCUGGCAGAGGAGGAGAACAAAAAGAAAGACAGCAAAACUUCCUUUGUUAUCACCAACACGGCUGUUAACUAUGUCCAGCCCAACAGAUGGUCUCCUCCAAAUCGCAAGCGACCAGCCAAUGAAAGAGCAGGAGAUGAUUAUUAUUAUGACAAGAAAGUCAAGAAGAUGAAGGGACAGGAAAUAAUGCUGCCUCCUCUUCCUUUAGAACGCGCAAACAUAAAAAACACCACCUCAACUGAAGAGGCCAAGGCCAAGGUGCUGGCAGAGGAGCAGAACAAAAAGAAAGACAGGAAAACUUCCUUUGUUAUCACCAACACGGCUGUUAACUAUGUCCAGCCCAACAGAUGGUCUCCUCCAAAUCGCAAACGUCCAGCCAAUGAAAGAGCAGGAGAUGAUUAUUAUUACAAGAAAUUCAAGAAGAUGAAGGCACUGGAAAUAAGACGGCCUCCUCUUCCUUUAGAAGGGUCACCAGCAAAUCGCAAACGCCCGCUCAGCGAAAAAACAGAAGAUGAUUAUGACAAACUCAAGAAGAUUUGUAGGCAAUACUGA